AUGGACAUCGAGACAGUUAACAAUUCGAAAUUAUCAAAAUCGAUUAUUAGUCCAACAUUUACAUGGUGUUUCUUAAUGCCAACCAUACAUGCCUUGAGUUUAAUGUCGAAUAUACUUUGCAUCGGUGUUUUCUGUUCAAGCACAUUUAUUAAAAAGCCAAUAGCUAUUUAUUUUAUUUGCUUAUUACUUAGUGAUUCAAUAACAUUAUUAAUUGGUUAUAUUGAAAUGAUCGAUAGAGAAUCCCAUAUGAUCGAUAAAUCCUCGUUGUUAUGCAUGUUUAAUGAAAACAUAAUUCAUCAAUUAACUAAUUUUAUUUAUACAUUUAUGGGACGAUUUUGUGUUGAAUGGAUGUUAUAUAAAGUUUUAUGGACACGCGCAUCAACAAUUGUACUUGCUAUAUUAAGUGUACAACGAUCAAGAACAUUUUUCUCGUUGUCCUACCGUGAAACUCGUGUAUAUGCAUUUUUUGCAUGUGUAUUUAGUAUUAUAAUGGCAUUAACAAUAACAUUUUUAGAAUGGGUUGGAGUUGAAUAUAAAAAGGUUAAUAAUUCAAGUAUAUAUGUUGAAAUUUAUGAAUCGAUUAUGUAUAGAAAUUCAUCAGAACAAUUUUAUUCUAUAUAUUUACAUCAAAAUUACAAUGAAUCAUUAGUAAAUUAUCCUUGUAUAAUGGAAUCAUUCGCUACAACAGUCUUUUCUACUUUUAAUAAUCAGUCUAACUGUUCAUCGAAUGUAGCCGCAAAGGAAUUUUAUAUGUUAACAAAAUCAAUUCUAUCCAAUCGGGAUUCCGAUAGUACAGAAGAUGCAAUAAAAUUAUUAACGAGUAUUAUUUCUGAUGAUUAUAAUCUAUCAAAUAAUUCACUAUUAAAACAACAAGAACGAAUAACUAAAUCACCGGAUUUCAUACCAAGAUUAUUCGAAAAACGUUCAUGUCAAAUUGCAAUAAAUUAUGCGUUUUGGUUAAAAGCAUUUGAGUUUUUUAACUCUGUAUCAUUUUCAUUUAAUCGACAUGCCUUAGCAAUAUUUUUCGGUAAUGCAUUACCAUCGUUUAUUGUUGUUCUUGCAAAUCUCUUAUCUAUAAAAGCCAUAUUCUUUUCGAAAAAUGUAAAAUAUUUAAAACAAGCUGCAAGCAAAAAUCGCGGUAAACGUCGUUUUCAAAGUGAUUUACGUGCAUUUCUUGUUAUUUUAUUUGAAAGCUUCUCAAUUAUUAUGAUAUCAUGGGGUGUACCAAUAUUUUUAACAAUGUAUCAUUGCCAUACAUUGUAUGUUGUAAAUCUAUCACUAUGUACAAAAAUAAAAGAUUACUUAGCAUUAUUUCUUUUUACCGAUUUAUUUAAUUCGUCAACAAAUUCUUUGUUAUAUUCAUUAUCAGGAAAAUUGUUUCGAAGAAAAUUUAUAUUUAUUCUUAAAGCUAUAUUUACAUGUGGACGUGGGAUAUUAUGGCACAGAAAUCGACCACAAUUACUACGGUCAACUAAAACACCUCAGCAACAACUAUCGAAUAAUCCAUCGACAAUCAUAAAUAAUUAUAAUAGGAAUAAUAAACAUCGACUAUCAGGAUCAUCGGGAAGUUUUCUAUAUUCAGAAGGCGUGCCAAUAUCACUUAAUAAUAACUCAAAGGAAAAAUUCGAUGAUAAAUUUCAAAUGAAGAGAACAACGUACAAACAGAUACAGAAACAAGAUAACAAUCUAUGUAAUCAUAGCACGUUAAAUACGUCUAAAGUUAGUUUUGAUCAUCCGGCUGAAAACGAUUCGUCCAGUGAUGUUGAACCAGAAAUGCCACGAAAAAUAAAAGACAAUCAAAGCAGAACACAUCCUCAAUCAAUAAAAUUAUUUAUUAUAAAUAAAGUGCGGUUUCUGAGCGUAUCAAAUUCUUCAAGCAGCAAAACUACUGUAUUAAAACGUCCAGCAGCAAUAUUGACUUUUGAUAAGCAAAAAAGUAAAUCAAAAAAUUCAACGUUCGAACCAAUGACUUUAAAUCAGCAAAGAGCAACUGAUUUAUCAUUACCAUCAUCUUCUAUUAUUGGAAGUAAUACUCAUAGUUCACAACGAAAAUGUUUAUUAAUUGAUCAUCAUUCACUGUCAAGAUUAGCAUCACGUAGAAGUGUUGAUAAUCAAUCAACAGUGAAACAAAAUAAUUUUGAAAAUUUGACAAGUCUUUGA
This is a messenger RNA of Rotaria socialis, 2160 nucleotides long. NCBI's taxonomy places the organism in Eukaryota, Metazoa, Rotifera, Eurotatoria, Philodinida, Philodinidae. The record is from the annotation of a GenBank genome assembly.